Molecule: messenger RNA, 2775 nt
Organism: Acanthopagrus latus (yellowfin seabream)
Lineage: Eukaryota; Metazoa; Chordata; Actinopteri; Spariformes; Sparidae
Gene: slc43a3b
Product: solute carrier family 43 member 3b
Exons: 13
Coding region: 220-1668 (482 amino acids)
Biological process (GO): transmembrane transport
Molecular function (GO): transmembrane transporter activity
Source: RefSeq, a predicted model, not a curated record
GAGUGGAACAGUGGGGAGGGAGGAGAGGAAACUGGUGAGGAACAGGAAGGAAGAGCUUGCAUAUUUAAAGAAAGAAAGACAGUGGGGUGAGAGCGGAGAGGUUUGGUUUGCGAGCACAUCUGAGGAGAGAAGCUCGGACUCUGAACGGUGAACACACAGUGUUUGUGAAUCGCUGUCCUGUGUGUGUGUGUGUGUGUGUGAGAGCGAGACUGUGCGACCAUGCCGGGGAACACUUUGAGGGUGCAGCACUGCCUCACCUUUGCCACGGGCCUGGUGGAGUGUCUGUGUUUCGCUGGUGCCGUGUUCGGAUGGGCCUCCCUUGUUUUUGUCCUGAAGACGGAGGGCUACUUCAGCUCUCUGUGCGUCAACACCACCGGAGUCAACGCAACGCAGGUCCUAGAUUGCAGCGGACAGGAUGAACAGUUCUCGCUUGUUUUCACCAUCGCCUCCUUCAUGAACAAUUUCUCGUCCCUCCCUAAUGGUUUCCUCUUCGACCGGUUUGGUACCAGGGUGGCUCGACUCUUUGGAAUAUUUCUCUACACUGUGGGCACUGUGAUGGUGGCCUUCGCAGUUCCAGCUUUGUCCAACAUGCUCUUCCCAGCUCUGUCCCUGCUGGCAGUCGGCGGCCUCUUGUUUCUCAUCACCAACAUGCAGGUAGGAAACCUGUUCGGCUCCCGACGCUCCACCAUCAUCACCCUCUACAACGGGGCCUUCGACUCUUCCUCAGCACUUUUCCUCAUCAUCAAGUUGUUACACGAGGCUGGCGUCUCUCUGCGCGCCUCCUUCCUCUUCCUGUCCUCCUGCGCCGCCAUUCACCUGUUCAGGACUUUCUUCCUGCUGCCGAGAGACUCCAUCCCCUACCCGCUGCCCGAUCACUACGCGUACGGGAUAACGUGUGGUCAAUCAGACUCUCCGAGCUCAGGGCAGGUGACAGCGAAUGGUGAGGCGAAAGUGACGACAGAGGAAACACCACUCAAGAAGGACGUCCCUGUGACACAAGAGAAGAGUUUCCGCGAGUGUUUUCUGUCCCGGUUCUUUUUGUGGCACCUGCUCUGGCUGUCGGUGAUGCAGCUCAGACAUUACCUCUUCAUCGGCACCCUCAACCCCAUGCUGCAGCGGCUGACGGCGGGAGAGCCGUCGCUGGUGAGCCAGUACAUCAAUGCCUUCGCCAUAACGCAGAUGUGUGGCGUGUUCUGUGCUCCCUGGAACGGCCUCAUCAUGGACAGACACAAGGGCAAACCUCGUGCUGCAGGGGAGAGUGAACGUGAGUCGGACCUGCGGGCCUCGGUGCUCUCUCUCUUCCUGACGGCGCUGCAGUGUGUGUUGUUCUCGGUUUGUGCCUCCACCCCGUUCCUGCCGCUGCAGUACCUCACCUUCGUCCUGCAGGUGAUCAACCGCUCCUUCCUCUACGGCGGCAACGCGGCCUUCAUCAGCGUCGCUUUCCCGUCAUGCCACUUCGGGAAGCUGUACGGUAUGAUCAUGGCUCUGUCGGCAGUGUUCUCUCUGCUGCAGUAUCCCUGCUUCGCCCUGGUGAAGGCUCUGGAUGGAGACCCUUUAUACGUGAACGUCGGUCUGACGGUGCUCAGCCUCCUCGCCUUCAUCCACCCCCUCUCCGUGUACCUGCACUGUCGACGUCUCGCCUCCCAGCGAAAUGAGUCUGCGAGAUGAGAGCAACGCCUCGCACUCAACAUGUGCUUAACAUCACCGGUGACAGUGUUACCUCUUCAGUUUGUUCCACUUGGAACGCAACAUCGAGCGCUUGUAAAUGAAUUCCAGGCAGUGUUGAAGUGAGCUGAGCUGUUCUCGACUGCACCCUUCAGAUUCGCAGCUCUAGCCGCCGUUAGCUUCUUCUCUUUUGUUUACAGUUAAGGGGCCUGGCGCUGACGACUCUAAUUCUACUUCACAGUGACUGUGACGUGUUUCGUGUAACUUGUGUCGUGCGAGCUUGUGUUUUCUUGCCAUUUUUUGUUCUGUCCCAUCACACCACAGUCACGGUGGUUUCAUGAGUGCCAAACGAUAACGCACUUUGCACUUUGGUAUUAUAUCCGUAUUUUUUUCUAUAGAACCAACAAUGUUGCAUGUAGCGACUGCAUGAGGGAUACAGUGGAUUCACAGUGUCGGGACAAAGGUCGUGUUUGCUCCCUAACAUGACGCAGAUGUCUCUGCACCGGCUCCUUCCGCAUUAGAGGUCAUUCAGAUGCAUUAACUGGAGCAGGAAACACAGCUCGGCCACCUGCUGGCCUCUUAGUUCAGCUGUUAGCUGCUGAUUUCACUGUAGUGCCAAACCUGACAGCAAAGUGAUCUUCUUUUAUGAUUUGUGGAGUCUCAGGUGUUCAGUGAAGAACAAUUUGGUGUCAUGAGGGAUUUUUAAUGACCAUGUGCUGUGAGUAAUGAUAUGUAAAGAUUUAUGAAGGGAAAUCUGUGCUUUUUUUUUUUUCUUUCACCAGUAUUUUAUCUUACAGGCUGUACUUUCCAUUGUUGUAUAUAUGCAAAUUCUUCACUGUGCUGGAUCAACUUAAAUAUGCAUUUUUGAUAAGAAGUUUAAAGGGAGUUUUUGAUAUUUACUUUUGCCAAAAUUAAUGUUUCAGUUUUCAAGUACUGUGAGAAAGAAUAUCUACCUGCUCGCAACGGCCACUUACAGAUGGUGGAGAAAAAUGUCAUUGUUAUCUGUGAAGAAGAUAUCUUUUAAAAGAAAGACCAUACGUCAAACAACUGCGAAAUGUAUCUUAAAUACUGAAUAUACUAAAAUUAAACUUAUAAAGACUGAACCAUGAA